GACCAUGCUCUUCUGUGUGUCAGAAUCAACAACAUAGCAGUCGCUGUGGGAAAAGAAGCCAAACUUUACCUGUUCCAAGCCCAGGAGUGGCUAAAGCUGCAGGAAAAUAAUCAUGAUUAUAGUUGUAGUGAAAAAUUAUCCAGAGCUCAGUUGACAAUGGCAGUGAAUCAGACUGAACAUAAUGUGACAGUGUCCCAGGUCCCAUCUCCACAGACAUGGCACGUGUUCUAUGCAGAUAAGUAUACGUGUAAGGAUGACGUGGAGCCACCUCACAUGGAAGAUAUCCCAUUUGAAAUGGUGUUGCUAAACCCAGAUGCCGAAGGAAAUCCAUUGGACCAUUUUAGUGCCAGAGAAUCUGGGUUACAUGAGUUCUUUUUCCUCCUAGUCCUAGUGUACUUUGUGAUUGCUUGCAUUUAUGCCCAAUCAUUGUGGCAGGCUAUUAAGAAAGGAGGACCCAUGCACAUGAUUUUAAAGGUUCUGACAACUGCAUUGCUGUUACAAGCUGGUUCAGCUUUAGCUAAUUACAUUCAUUUCUCCAGGUACUCCAAAGAUGGAAUAGGGAUGCCUUUUAUGGGAAGUUUGGCAGAAUUUUUUGAUAUCGCUUCCCAGAUCCAGAUGCUCUACCUACUUCUGAGUCUGUGCAUGGGCUGGACAGUGGUCCGGAUGAAGAAGGCCCAGAGCAGGCCUCUCCAGUGGGACUCCAGCCCUGCGUCCACCGGCAUCGCGGUGGUCAUCGUCAUUACCCAGAGUAUUUUACUCCUUUGGGAACAGUUUGCAGAUGCCAGCCACCACAGCCCCCACUCGCACCACAACUUGGCAGGGACCCUGCUCAUCAUCCUGAGGGUGUGCCUGGCGCUGUCGCUGGGCCUUGGCCUCUACCAGCUCAUUGCAGUGGAGAGAAGCACGCUCAAGAGAGAAUUCUACCUCACGUUCGCCAAGGGCUGUCUCUUGUGGUUUCUGUGCCAUCCGAGUCUAGUGUGCAUUUCUGUCAUUUUUAGUGACUACCACAGAGAUAAGGUUGUCACGAUCGGCGUCAUCCUCUGCCAGGCUGUCUCCAUGGUUCUGCUCUACAGACUCUUCUUAUCCCACAGCCUCUACUGGGAAGUCUCCUCGCUCUCCUCAGUGACCCUGCCCUUGACCGUAGCAUCUGUACACAAAAGUCGACCGCACUUCUGAUCGUUUUUGUUGAAAGAAAAAGUGAAUUGGUUGAAAGAAUGCAAUAAGGAUCCAAAGACAGUGACUCUUUUUUCAUACAUUUGCUAUGAAAAGUUCAGUAGUGAAGUAAAGCAGGCUAUUUAUAUAACUGCAUUUAAGCAGUACCAAAACGUAGAAGAGGUAAGAUGUGAAGUGUUUUGAACUAAACAAUAAACUUUUAAGAAAGAAUGUUGUUAAAAGAUGAUUGAAAGACUGUCCAUGUGGAAAUAAUUAUGAAAAAAAAUUUGCUUUCCUGAUUUUUU
Octodon degus (degu) is the source of this 1457-nucleotide messenger RNA. It is a transcript of the gene Gpr180, whose product is annotated as G protein-coupled receptor 180. The record is from RefSeq and is a predicted model, not a curated record. Bases 157 to 1176 code for a protein of 339 amino acids. Lineage: Eukaryota; Metazoa; Chordata; Mammalia; Rodentia; Octodontidae. The transcript is spliced from 8 exons. Gene Ontology annotation, biological process: response to pheromone; G protein-coupled receptor signaling pathway.